UUCCGGGCGGGUCGGGAGCGGCCGGCGGGAGCGGAGGGGCUGACGGUGACCUUUGACCUCCCCCCGUUGCCUAGUCACCGUGAGACACCACUGCCGCCGGACUGAGCCGAUCAGACAUGAUCCUCGUGGUGCUGCUGGGAGUCCUGAGUGCCGCGGCUGCCGUGGAGGUCAAGAGGCCUCGGGGAGUCUCCCUCACCCAUCAGCACUUCUACGAUGAAUCUAAGCCCUUCACCUGCCUAGAUGGGUCUUCUACCAUCACCUUUGACCAAGUCAACGAUGACUACUGUGACUGCAGGGAUGGCUCAGACGAACCUGGGACAGCAGCCUGCCCAGAGGGACGGUUUCACUGCACCAACGCAGGCUACAAGCCCCAGUACAUCCCUUCAUCCCGGGUCAAUGAUGGCAUCUGUGACUGCUGCGACGCCACCGAUGAAUACAACAGUGGCAUCGUCUGCCAGAAUACCUGCAAGGAGAUGGGCCGGAAAGAGAGGGAAGCCCUGCAGCAGAUGGCCGAGUUAGCCCGGGAAGGAUUCCGGCUUAAGAAAAUCCUCAUCGAAGAAGCGAGCAAGGGCAAGGAAGAGAAACAGAAAAAGCUCGUCGAGUUGCAAGAUGGGAAGAAGUCACUAGAGGAUCAAGUGGAGAGGCUCAAGUCACUGAAGGAAGAAGCGGAGAAGCCCGAGAAAGAAGCCAAAGAGACCCACCUGAAGCUGUGGGAAGAGCAGAAAGCUGCCGUCCAGGCCGCCCGCGAUCAGGCCCAGGCCAGUAACGCCUUCCAGGAGCUGGACGACAACGCCGACGGAGUAAUUUCAGUGGCUGAGCUGCAGACCCAUCCCGAACUGGAUCCAGAUGACGACGGAACCCUGACCGAAGCAGAAGCCCAGGCUCUGCUGGGUGAGGCCAUGCAGGCGGAUCCCGUCAGCUUCCAGGAAAGCAUCUGGGCCACCAUCAAAAAGAAAUACAGGCCCGAGGGCCUGCCCGAUGCCUCACCUCCUGUGGAAGCCCCAGCAGAAGGAAACCCAGAGCCUGUCCCUGAGCCCCCAGUGGACCCUCCAUCCCCUGAGGACGAGGAAGAAGAAGAGGAGGAAGAAGAGGAGGAGGACGACGACGACGAGGAGGAGGAAACCCCUGAGGAGGACAAGGCCCCACCACCCAAACAGCCAACUGACAAGGUGGAUGAGGACGAGGCGGAGGAGAAGAUGCCCCCUUACGAUGAGAGAACUCAGUCCUUCAUUGACGCUGCCCAGAAAGCCCGGGAACAUUUUGAAGAAGCCGAGAAGUCCUUGAAGGAAAUGGAGGAAUCUAUCAGGAGCCUGGAGCAAGAGAUCUCGUUUGACUUUGGGCCCAGUGGGGAGUUUGCAUACCUGUACAAUCAAUGCUAUGAGCUCACCACCAAUGAGUACAUCUACCGCCUGUGCCCCUUCAGCAGAGUCUCCCAGAAACCCAAGCACGGUGGCUCCGAGACCAACCUGGGAACGUGGGGCUCCUGGGCUGGGCCUGACGAGGACAAGUUCAGCAGCAUGAAGUACGAGCACGGGACCGGCUGCUGGCAGGGCCCCAAUCGCUCCACCAGGGUGAAGCUGCUGUGUGGCAAGGAGACAGCGGUGGCAAGCACUACAGAGCCGAGCCGCUGUGAGUACCUCAUGGAGUUCAUCACGCCUGCGGUGUGCCAGGAGCCCUUUGAGCCUGCCGACCACGAUGAGCUCUGAGGCCUUGGAGAGAGCCAGGCUCCCAAGUGACAGAGGGGAGCGGGGCAGGUGGCCCCCCCCAGGCUGCUUCUCCUAGCCCCCCUCCGCGGUCCCACGUCGGACUCGUUUGUUCACUCCUCCUAGCCCAGUGAGGGGGACCCCCACCCCACCCCUCCCACCCCAAACUUGGCAGGGGCUAAGCCCCCGGUGGCACUGCUCCUCACCCCUUUGCCAACCUGGAAAGCCCCCUUCACUCUCUCUACUCCUGCCCCCAUUAACAUGUCUGGAGGCAUCAGAGGCCGCGGAACCCCGGAGGGCUUUGGUGAACUCAGCCGCUCCCUUCAAACUACAGAAUCUGAAUGUCCAAAAAUUGCGACCGCUUCUCCUCUCUUCCUGUCCUUCUCCCGGGUCCCGGGCCCCAACCCCAUCCCCAGCCUUCCCCCUACCUCAGCCUCGGUUCACGGCAGGACCCGGGUUUGAACGGCACGGCAGCCAGGCUACACGAUCGCUCUUCUGUGACCUCGGGAGAUAGAUUCCCCUUCAAUAAAGAUGGAUAUUUUCCCUUCGUUCCCGA
This is a messenger RNA of Tachyglossus aculeatus (Australian echidna), 2259 nucleotides long. RefSeq names its product protein kinase C substrate 80K-H (gene PRKCSH). The transcript has 18 exons. The coding region runs from base 117 to 1706 and encodes 529 amino acids. The record is from RefSeq and is a predicted model, not a curated record. Gene Ontology annotation, molecular function: calcium ion binding; protein binding. Gene Ontology annotation, cellular component: glucosidase II complex. Gene Ontology annotation, biological process: liver development; N-glycan processing. NCBI's taxonomy places the organism in Eukaryota, Metazoa, Chordata, Mammalia, Monotremata, Tachyglossidae.